GCCCCCCGGCGCGGCCCCGCCCCCGCCCGCCCAAGUCUGCGCGCGAAUUCCGUGGCGCCAAUUGAGGACUGCAGUCGAGCGCCGAGCGGUUCCGGGUGUGACGCGCGAGACAGCGGCGCGCGGGGCCGGCGCGAGGAACAUCUGGCCGGAGAAGAGGAGGAGGAGAGGGGGGAGAGGGAAUUCGGACGUCACCAUGCAGCGGAGUAUCAUGUCAUUUUUCCACCCCAAGAAGGAGGGCAAAGCGAAAAAGCCGGAGAAAGAGACCUCCAGCAGAGAGACAGAGCCACCUCCAAAGGUGGCGCUGAAGGAACGGAACGGAGAGGUGCCUGAGAACGAUUCUCCAGUGAAGAGGCCAGGGCGGAAGGCGGCCCGGGUCCUGGGCAGUGAAGGGGAGGAGGAGGAUGAAGCCCUCACGCCCUCCAAAGGCCAGAAGCCGGCCCCAGGCUCUCCACAGGUCUCCCCUCCCAGCCCUGUCACAUUUCCCGAGGGCAGCCCUCCCCUCUCCAACACCUCUCCUGCGGGCCUCUCCCCAACGGGGAUCCCGAAGCGGCGCACAGCACAGAGAACGCAGACCGCGAGGGAUUCAGGGAAGGCGGCCCAGCCGGGAGAAGAUGGGCGUUCAUGGUGGCUCCUUCCGUCUACAGGAGUCACUAGCGAGGGCCCGUCGCGGGACCCGUUGCUUCCUGGCCUCUCGCACACGUCUGAGGCCCCGGAAGAGCCAUCCGGGACACGCACUGAUGCUCGGAAGCAGCUUCCUAAACGGCCGAUUCAGGAUAUCCUGGAAGAACAGAGCAAGGAUGAGGACAGAGAGGCAAAGAGGAAGAAGGAAGAAGCAGAGACCCCAACAGAAAGCCUCACAGAGCCUGAAUUGGCCCAAAAGGAGGAAGCAGAAGGCGACCGGCCCACGACGCCCGCUGAGCACUUAGAGACCUCCCCAGCCGAGCCCCCGACAGACAGCACCUCAGAGCCUGCGGUGGCCGGAAAGCAGGAAGCACGGGAGGGGGACCAGGCUAAGCCUCCCCCCAGAGCUCCCAAGACGGUCAGCAGUUUCUUCGCCCCCCGGAAGCCGGCGACCAAGAAAGAAGGGAAAGAAGAGGGACCUGGCACCCCUAGAAAGGAGGAGGCCAAAGGACCCCUGGACCCCUCCGGCUACAACCCGGCCAAGAACAACUACCAUCCCGUCGACGACGCCUGCUGGAAGCCGGGCCAGAAGGUCCCUUACCUGGCUGUGGCCCGGACAUUUGAGAAGAUUGAGGAGGUUUCUGCUCGGCUCCGGAUGGUGGAGACACUGAGCAACUUGCUGCGCUCCGUGGUGGCCCUGUCCCCCCCAGACCUGCUCCCCAUCCUCUACCUCAGCCUCAACCGCCUCGGGCCGCCCCAGCAGGGCCUGGAGCUUGGCGUCGGGGACGGGGUCCUCCUCAAGGCGGUGGCCCAGGCCACGGGGCGGCAGCUGGAGUCCGUCAAGGCCGAGGCGGCCGAGAAGGGCGACGUGGGGCUGGUGGCCGAGAACAGCCGCAGCACCCAGAGACUCAUGCUGCCCCCGCCCGCUCUCACGGCCGCCGGGGUCUUCGCCAAGUUCCGAGACAUCGCCGGGCUCGCCGGCAGCGCUUCCACAGCCAAGAAGAUGGACGUCAUCAAAGGCCUCUUUGUCGCCUGCCGUCACUCAGAAGCCCGAUUCAUCGCCAGAGCCCUGAGCGGACGGCUACGCCUCGGGCUGGCAGAGCAGUCGGUGCUGGCCGCCCUCGCCCAGGCCGUGAGCCUCACGCCCCCCGGCCAAGAUUUCCCCCCGGCUGUCGUGGACGCUGGGAAGGGCCGGACAGCGGAGGCCCGGAAGACGUGGCUGGAGGAACAGGGCAUGAUCCUGAAGCAGACGUUCUGCGAGGUGCCCGACCUGGACCGGAUCAUCCCUGUGCUGCUGGAGCACGGCCUGGAGCACCUCCCGGAGCACUGCAGGCUGAGCCCAGGGGUCCCCCUGAAACCGAUGCUGGCACACCCCACCCGCGGUGUCAGCGAGGUCCUGAAACGCUUUGAGGAGGCGGCUUUCACCUGCGAGUACAAAUACGACGGGCAGAGGGCACAGAUCCAUGUCCUGGAAGGUGGGGAGGUAAAGAUCUUCAGCAGGAAUCAGGAAGACAAUACUGGAAAGUACCCGGACAUCAUCAGCCGCAUCCCCAAGAUUAAACUGCCAUCAGUCACAUCCUUCAUCCUGGACACGGAAGCCGUGGCUUGGGACCGGGAAAAGAAGCAGAUCCAGCCGUUCCAAGUGCUCACCACCCGCAAACGCAAGGAGGUGGACGCAGCAGACAUCCAGGUCCAGGUUUGUCUAUAUGCCUUCGACCUCAUCUACCUCAAUGGAGAGUCCCUGGUACGCGAGCCCCUUUCCCGGCGCCGACAGCUGCUCCGGGAGAACUUCGUGCAGACGGAGGGCGAGUUCGUCUUCGCCACCUCUCUGGACACCAAGGACACAGACCAGAUCGCCGAGUUCUUGGAGCAGUCCGUGAAAGACUCCUGCGAGGGGCUGAUGGUAAAGACCCUGGACGUCGACGCCACCUACGAGAUCGCCAAGAGAUCACACAACUGGCUCAAGCUGAAGAAGGACUACCUCGAUGGCGUGGGUGACACCCUGGACCUCGUGGUGAUCGGCGCCUACCUGGGCCGUGGGAAGCGGGCCGGCCGCUACGGGGGUUUCCUGCUGGCGGCCUAUGACGAGGAGAGUGAGGAGCUCCAGGCCAUAUGCAAGCUUGGAACUGGCUUCAGUGACGAGGAGCUAGAGGACCAUUUCCAGAGCCUCCAGGCCCUGGUGCUGCCCACCCCACGCUCCUACGUCCGGGCCGACGGCGCCGUGGCCCCCGAUCACUGGCUGGACCCCAGUGCCGUGUGGGAGGUGAAAUGCGCCGAUCUGUCCCUGUCCCCCAUCUACCCCGCUGCCCGGGGCCUGGUGGAUAGCGAGAAGGGGAUCUCCCUCCGUUUCCCCCGGUUUAUUCGCGUCCGCGAAGACAAGAAGCCGGAGGAGGCUACCACCAGUGCCCAGGUGGCCUCUCUGUAUAAGAAGCAGAGUCACAUUCAGAACCAGCAGGGCGCGGACUUAGACUCCGACCCGGAAGAUUUCUACUAGGCUCCCACCCUCCCCGGGACAGCGGGGGCAUCACCUCUGUUGUUCAGCAAAUCCGGUGUCACAGUCGAGUGGGUUUUGAGCGUCAUGUGUGUGUGCGCGCGCGCGGGGACAGUUUAAGUUGGGAUCCGGGAUUUCGCCAGUCGUUUGUGUUUUCAAUAAAUAAUUAUUGAACCCCCA
Messenger RNA from Prionailurus viverrinus (fishing cat), 3292 nucleotides. It is a transcript of the gene LIG1, whose product is annotated as DNA ligase 1. Gene Ontology annotation, biological process: Okazaki fragment processing involved in mitotic DNA replication; lagging strand elongation; DNA repair. Gene Ontology annotation, cellular component: mitochondrion; nucleus. The transcript has 29 exons. The record is from RefSeq and is a predicted model, not a curated record. Lineage: Eukaryota; Metazoa; Chordata; Mammalia; Carnivora; Felidae. The coding region runs from base 194 to 3115 and encodes 973 amino acids. Gene Ontology annotation, molecular function: ATP binding; DNA binding; DNA ligase (ATP) activity.